This is a messenger RNA of Hypanus sabinus (Atlantic stingray), 3648 nucleotides long. It is a transcript of the gene pgm2, whose product is annotated as phosphoglucomutase 2. Bases 42 to 1877 code for a protein of 611 amino acids. Gene Ontology annotation, molecular function: phosphopentomutase activity; magnesium ion binding. Gene Ontology annotation, biological process: carbohydrate metabolic process; purine ribonucleoside salvage. The record is from RefSeq and is a predicted model, not a curated record. Lineage: Eukaryota; Metazoa; Chordata; Chondrichthyes; Myliobatiformes; Dasyatidae. The transcript has 14 exons.
UUGGCUAUGAUUGGCCAGAGAGUACUGGUCCAGCACGGUGCAUGACGGUGAGUCGUGUGGGAAUGGCUUCGCAGGAUGAAGUUGAGCGGGCGGUCGCGCAGUGGCUGAAAUGGGACAAGAAUCCUAAAACAUUAGCUGAAGUUAAACAGCUGAACUGUGAUGGGAACAUUGAACAACUUCAGAAGUAUUUUGGGCCCAGGAUGCUCUUCGGAACAGCAGGGUUACGGUCAGUCAUGGGACCAGGAUUUUCCUGCAUGAAUGACCUGACCAUUAUACAGACAACCCAGGGUUUAUGUCGGUAUCUGGAAAAAUCCUUUUCAGAUGUGAAAGACCGAGGUGUAGUGAUUGGUUUUGAUGCACGUGCUCACCCUCCCAGUGGAAGUGGCAGUCAAAGAUUUGCCCGAUUUGCUGCCACUGUUCUGAUUAGCCAGGGUAUUCCUGUGUAUCUUUUCUCUAAGAUUACUCCAACACCAUUUGUGCCUUUUACUGUAUCCCAGUUGAAGCUGUGUGCGGGAAUAAUGGUUACAGCAUCUCAUAACCCCAAGCAGGAUAAUGGUUAUAAGGUUUACUGGGAAAAUGGGGCUCAGAUUAUACCACCCCAUGAUGAAGAAAUUGCAAAGGCCAUUGAGAAAAAUUUAGAGCCGUGGCAAGGGUCAUGGAAUGACAAGAUUGUUGACUGUAGUUCCCUCAUUAAAGAUCCUUUUGAAAAUAUGAAAAAUAAAUACUUUGAAUGUUUACAGAAACAUUGCUUUUACAGGGAUAUAAAUAAAAGCGCCAAACUUAAAUUUGUCCAUACAUCUGUGCAUGGAGUUGGACACGAAUUUGUACAGUCGGCUUUCAAAGCAUUCAACUUGGCCCCUCCUCUUGCAGUUCCAGAGCAGAAAGAUCCUGAUCCAGAAUUUCCAACAGUCAAGUACCCAAAUCCAGAAGAAGGCAAAGAUGUAUUGACAUUAUCCUUUGCCCUAGCUGACAAGGAAGGAGCCAAAGUCAUUUUGGCAAAUGACCCAGAUGCUGAUCGUCUUGCUGUGGCUGAGAAGCAAGAAGGUGGAGGAUGGAAAGUGUUUUCAGGGAACGAAUUGGGUGCCUUGUUGGGCUGGUGGAUUUUUACUUGCUGGAAGAAGCUAAAUCCAGAGUCUUCUCGUCUGAAAAAUGUGUAUAUGUUAUCAAGUACAGUCUCUUCAAAAAUUCUCCAGGCAAUUGCACUAAAGGAAGGAUUUCAUUUUGAGGAAACCUUAACUGGCUUUAAGUGGAUGGGAAACAAAGCUAAAGAACUGUUAGACAAGGGCAAUGAGGUGCUUUUUGCAUUUGAAGAAGCAAUUGGUUAUAUGUCUACUAAAUUCGUCCUAGAUAAAGAUGGUGUUAGUGCUGCAGCCAUUGUUGCAGAAAUGGCUAGCUUUUUAGCUUGCAAGAACAUCACACUGUCCCAGAAACUCAAAGCAAUUUAUGAAGAGUAUGGUUAUCAUAUUUCAAAAGCUUCAUACUUCAUAUGCCAUGAACCUAAGAGUAUUCAAAGGAUGUUUGAAAAUUUACGAAAUUUUAAUGGAAGUAAUGAGUACCCCAAGUCCUGUGGGAAGUUUGAAAUUUCAGACAUUCGAGAUUUAACCACCGGCUAUGACAGCAGCCAGCCAGACAAAAAGGCUGUGCUACCAACCAGUAAAAGCAGCCAAAUGAUCACCUUCACAUUUAAGAAUGGAUGUGUAGCUACCCUGAGGACUAGUGGGACAGAACCUAAAGUUAAAUAUUAUUCAGAGUUGUGUGCACCACCUGGAAAUUGUGACCCAGAGAAGUUGAAGGAGGAGCUCAAUGACUUGGUCAAUGCAUUGGUGGAACAUUUCUUCCAGCCAGAGAAAAACGGCUUCACACCUCAGUCCAACUGAAAUUAUCUCAAAAAUACUCUUGUCACUGUCAGUCUUAACAGCAGACUAUGUUAACUGUAUUUGCUGUGCUUUAUGUUCGUGGUUUACUAUUUUAAAAUGUGCUCUGUUGCUCACAUCCUGGGGAGAAUGAAUACCUCCCUUUUAUACAAUGGUGAAGUGUAGGGGUCGAUCUCCCUUCACAGCUGGAUGUUUCAUAGGUUUCUCUCCUUAAAAUGGUAAGAAAUUUGGUUUAAUAUACUCCUUUGUCUACGUUCAAGGCCCUAUAAUGAAUAUUUAGUCAUGGUUUCAAAUCAACAAGGACUGCAAAAUUUAAUAAGGACUAGCUUUUCAGUUGCUCAGAGCUUAUGCAGCUCUCAACCUGGGGGGUUAGAUAAGGGGGGGGGGGGAGGCAAAAAGCUACCACAUAGUGGUAUAAUCAAAUCUCAGAUGUGAACAGCUUCCUGAAUAGAGCAUUUUUUUUGUUUCAAACUUUUGAGCUUGACUAACUUUUUCAUAUCCUAACUUUUGAGAUUUUAAUUUUUACAUUACAUUUUCACUAAUAAUUCAGUGUAUUGUUGAUUUCAGGCAAAUAUGAGAAUUGAUGUCACCAAACUUUAUAGUAACUUCUUUUUGCCCCUUUAAUGCAUUUUAGUAAUGUGAGAAUACCUACCCAAAGCUUAAUGCAUUUUGUUAUUCUGUGUUCUAUGGAUUAACGUGAUUUGUAUUUUGUAGGAAUAUACAAUAGAAAGAUCUUAACAUUUUGGAAACACUAUGACAAGCCUUACAGUAUUUGCAGAGAAACUGGGAACAUUUAUUCUGUUACUGAAGACAUUUCCAUUGAUGGGUUAUCUGUCAAUUGUGUGUAUAUGGUCUGUUUAGAUAAAAGCAGCAGCAUUUGCUGUAAAUUAUUUUGUAAAGAUUGACAACGGCAAGUGAUUUUGGUUCAUCAGACUUUGGAAACUGGGAAAACAAUUUAGCAACUAUAAGCUUUCAACAAAAACUUUUGGAAUGUCAAGCAAUUAAAUGGUUUAAAUGUUAUAAUAUAAUUUAGGUUGAAAUGUUCGUUACUAUUGUGAUUUGUAAAGUUAUUUACUGUAAGGUUUUAAGGCACUAAUUAAAUAGAUUUAAGUGCAGUAUGUAUUCACUGCAGCUUAAUCUAGAGGAUUAAUACACAAUGUUCAAAAUGCAACCAGGAACUUUGUUGUUUAAAAUUCAAAAUGCUUAAUUGUAUAUGGUAUUUCUGAAAAAUAUUCUUUGCCUGAAUUACUGAAACACCAUUUGCCUUAAAGUGGCCCUUUUGUCACCUUCCAGUUGAGUUUCACUCCUUACUAUGCUGAUUAUUAAGACAGGAACUGUCAGAACAAUUCACACUGGGUGCUUUCACUUAUAAGUUGCUGCUUCAGCUCUACACUUAAACAGAAGUUGUGGCAGAAUGAGUAACAAAAUAAAAAAAUUCUUAUUACCCAACUAUAGAAUUUAUUUUGCAUAUUAAUAUUUUGUUUUACAGAUGUACUCUUUAUUACCUGCAAUUUUUAACAUUACUUAACUAACAAGUUGUCCUGUUAAUUUCAUUACAUGUGAUAAUUAACAAGUUUUUAAAAGGGCAAAGUUGACAUAAUUAACAUCCAGGUAUAUGUGGGAUUAUACACUAAGCAGCUCAGAUGCACUGCUAUCUUUUGCUUUGAUUAUAGCAUAUAACACAUACAGUAUGUUACAAUUCUAAAGAUGCUGGAUAUUGCAGAUUGUUCUUCCAAAAUGUCAUAUUUGCAGUAUUAAAAAAUGCAAAUGUUGA